AUAGAAAACUCUUCUUUGGUUUUCUUGUGAUAAUGCUAAUGGCUUCUUCAUCAACAUUUACCCAUUUUUUGAUGGUUUUGCUUUUCCUGUUGGCCUUUGGGAGCAUUGCUUCCUUAGCUGACGCUCGUGCAUUCUUUAUUUUUGGUGAUUCACUUGUUGAUAGUGGCAACAACAACUACCUUACAACAACUGCCCGUGCAGAUGCACCGCCUUACGGAAUCGAUUAUCCGACUCGAAGACCUACCGGGCGCUUCUCUAAUGGCCUUAACAUCCCAGACUUGAUUGGUCAGAAAAUUGGGUUAUCAGAAUCCCCAUUGCCAUGUUUGAGCCCAGAGUUCAAUGGGAAAAAGCUGCUUAUUGGUGCCAACUUCGCCUCAGCUGGUGUGGGAAUCCUUAAUGAUACUGGUGUUCAAUUUGUAAACAUACUAAGAAUGUAUAGACAGCUUGAGUUGUUUCAAGAAUACAAGCGAAGAUUGUCGGGUCAAGUAGGAUCAAGGCAAGCUCAUAAACUUGUAAACCAAGCACUCGUACUCAUCACAGUAGGUGGUAAUGACUUCGUCAACAACUACUACUUGGUGCCUUACUCUGCAAGAUCUCGCGAAUACAAAUUACCUGAUUAUGUCAAGUUUCUAAUUUCGGAAUAUCGAAGACUUUUGAUGAGGCUAUACAAGCUGGGAGCCCGAAGGGUUCUAGUGACGGGGACUGGACCAAUGGGUUGUGUCCCGGCAGAACUGGCAAUGCGGGGCACCAAUGGCGGAUGCUUCGAAGAACUACAACGCGCUGCAUCUUUGUACAAUCCACAACUUGUUGAGAUGUUAAAUGGACUGAACAAGAAGAUUGGCAAAGAUGUCUUCAUUAGUGCAAAUACUCAAAGAAUGCACAAUGAUUUCGUUAGUGACCCUCGAGCCUUCGGAUUCGUAACAUCACAGAUAGCCUGUUGUGGACAAGGACCUUACAAUGGACUUGGUCUCUGCACUCAGCUGUCAAAUUUAUGUCCCAACAGAGCUCUCUAUGCAUUUUGGGAUCCAUUCCAUCCAUCAGAGAAGGCUAACAGAUUGAUUGUGGAACAAAUAAUGACUGGAUCCAAUGAGUACAUGCACCCCAUGAAUCUCAGCACCAUCAUGGCCAUGGAUUCCAGGAUCUGACAUCAGCGCUAUUUUCUUCUUUUUCAUCAUCUGGGUGUUCCGUAAUAAUCUGUUUCUUUCAACUGUCAUAAAUGUUAUAUUUCGAGCCGGUUUGCCUUUGUUUUGUGUUGAAUGUAAUGGGGAAUUCAAAUGAUGCACAUGCAUUUGUAAUGAA
Messenger RNA from Gossypium arboreum, 1299 nucleotides. RefSeq names its product GDSL esterase/lipase At5g18430-like. Lineage: Eukaryota; Viridiplantae; Streptophyta; Magnoliopsida; Malvales; Malvaceae. Gene Ontology annotation, molecular function: hydrolase activity, acting on ester bonds. The record is from RefSeq and is a predicted model, not a curated record. The transcript is spliced from 5 exons. The coding region runs from base 33 to 1145 and encodes 370 amino acids.